CGCUUACCACAAGUAAAAAAUGAAGGCCAUUCAUCUCUGGGUCGCAACCGCCCUAAUGGUACCACGGGCUCUAGCGGCCACUGCUACCUCCACUACCUCUACGUCCACCACCUCCACUGCCGCCGCCGCAAGCUGUACAGCUUCCCUCAUCACGACUCUGUGCAGCUACCCGGAACCCGGCGACGACUUUGCCGUCGCCAGCGAGAGCACGGCCGACUGCUGGGAUUACUGCAACGCCCACCCUCCGUGCAGCUUUGUGAUCUUCGCCGCUGGCAACCCUACCACCGGAACCGGCACGUGCUGGCUGUACCCGGGGCAAUCCUACAACGCGAGCGAAGGCAGUUCCGAUUGCAGCAGCCCCUACCUGUCCGUCUACGACGAACCCGUGUGUUCGGGCGGGAGCGCAACCACCACCACGGCUGGCGCCUGCGCCGCCACCGCGACUCCCACCGCUGUCGCCUCGGGCUGCGGGUACCCGGCGCCCAGCGACUGCUUUGACGACUGUGUGACCAGUACCGGUGCACCGGACUGCUUGAGUCUAUGUGCCGAGGCCGAUUCCUGCAGCUACGUUGUCUUCAACCCGGAGAAUGCGGACAACUCGACCUAUGCCGCGGGCAACUGCUGGAUCUACCCGAACGGGACCUACGACGCCGGGUCUGCGACUACUUGCAGCGGUGAUCCGGAGCAGUACGUGUACAACAACGUGUGUCCCAAGGCGUCGUCUUCAUCGUCCGCGCUUUCGUCAUCUGCUACGGGCACUGGAACUGUAGCUACGACUACAGGCUCUACGGGUACCGAAAUCGCCGAUCAAACUGCGGCCUCGUCUACCAGCAGCGAGAAUUCUGCGUCUGCCGGCCUCUCGCAUACUAGUCCACUGGCGAUAGGCAUGGCAAUGGUAGUAUUGCAGGCCUUUUGGUGAGAUUCUUGUGGUAAUGGGUGGUUGUUCGGCGAAGCAAUGUAUGAUAUAAGGAG
This is a messenger RNA of Aspergillus fijiensis CBS 313.89, 972 nucleotides long. RefSeq lists its product as uncharacterized. NCBI's taxonomy places the organism in Eukaryota, Fungi, Ascomycota, Eurotiomycetes, Eurotiales, Aspergillaceae. Bases 20 to 919 code for a protein of 299 amino acids. The transcript has a single exon. The record is from RefSeq and is a predicted model, not a curated record.